AGGGGUCGAGUCGGGCGCGGGAGACUCCACUACUCCCGCCCACUCACAACCACCGCGACUGCGAGCAAGGACGACAGCAAAACAGCACAAGUCACUCCCGUCGUCUUGAGUGCAAAGCAGGUAGGAGCACGGCGACUCUUUUUGUUGUUUCGUUCUUUUGUUGUUGUUGUUGCACUUUUAGAGGCUACAAACGAAACCAAUUUGGCGAAAGUAUGCUGCGUUCAUUUGCAGCCUCGACCGUUGGAGAUUCGCGCGUUUUAUGUUAUUUUCUAAGGAGUGUUGUUUUUUUUGCAGGCUCAGCACAUCCACUGAGAGUGUGCAGCUUGCUACUGAUUAACUCCUGUCGACGUUCGCGUGCCCACACUAAACGCAUCUUUGUCGUUGUAGCUCGUGUUAAGGCGCACAUCUUCUGUUGCUGGGCAGCGUUCAACAAAGUAGCAGAGGUGGCUAAAGAACUCACUUUGUACUUCGGUAGAAGUGCAGAUACUUGUGUUCCAAAAAGAACUGAUUCAAUUCCUUUAAUAAAGUAUAUUUUUUUUCAAAUUUUUAUUGUUUUGUUUACUGUCAGUUGUAUCUGUUUUCAAAUGUAGGGAGUGAAAAUGAAGAAUAGUCAGAAGAGUACCAUACAGAUAUCUGAAAAUUCUACUUUAAAAAAUGGUUCUUCGUUACUUCCUGUGGAAGUAUAUCUGUGCCAUCUGAGUUUGAAUUUUAAUUUCUAACACAACAUUUUUUUUAACAAGGACAAAUAAAAAGUAAAAAAAUUAGUGUCCAAAUAUAAACAUCAUGAAUUGAAAUUCAGAUCGCACAAGAAUACUACAAGCUAUAUCCUCUCUGAGUAUGAAUUGGAAUUUCUAACAGAUUAUGAUUUAUUUUUUUAUUUUUUUACCAGCUAAAGAUUCAGUGUCAAAUAUUCAACAUGUAGAAUUCUCAGCUGGGCUUCACAUAAGCACACAGGAUCUGCAUGCAACAAAGAAAGGCUGUCACUAUCGAUCUUUUAGAAUAUUUUACCAAACAACCGUUCUGCAAUAUCCUUUUUAAAACUGCGAGCUACUUCUCGGAUACUGAUGAAUACGAAGAGCUACUCGUUUGAUGAACACCUCUGAGGCUUGUUCAGUUUCAUGCUGUCAAUAACAGGUUAUUCAUACUAUGGAUGCAAAUAACAAUUAUUGUCGUUAUAGAUAGCAGUGGCGGGUCUAGCGGGAGCCAAGGGGGCCGUGCCCCCGUAACACUGUUCCCGGACCCCCACUAUCUUGUGUAAAUAGAUUUUGUUUUCACUCCACCUGUACCUUCCUUCCACUGUGGCUCCGCUCAACUCCUUUUGUUUGUUGUGUAAUAGUCAACAUGUUGUCUUUUUGUCAUCGUUCUUUUUCGUUACCUUCCAUUGUUUUGUCUCACACUCGUGUGCUCUCUUUGUUUGAAUAAAGACUGUGUUUUUCUUCCAACUUUAUCCAUCUGCUUGGUGGGCCAUCCGUCGGCCGCGAGCCGACCAUUACAACAUCAAAUUAAAGCUUCGGCAUGCCUCGUCGUGUGGCGGUGGUUGGAGGAGGUAGCUCGGGCCUGGCCUGCAUCAAGUGCUGCCUGGAUGAGGGUCUGGAGCCCAUCUGCUUUGAGAGCAGCGAUGACAUCGGGGGUCUGUGGAGGUUCAAGGAGAACCCCGAGCCGGACAGGGCCAGCAUCUAUCACUCUGUCAUCAUCAACACCUCCAAGGAGAUGAUGUGCUUCAGCGACUUCCCCAUCCCGGCCCACUUCCCCAACUACAUGCACAACACCCUCGUUAUGGACUACUUCCGCAUGUAUGCCGACCACUUCAAGCUCCGCAAGCACAUACGCUUCAAUUCCAAAGUCUUGCAGGUGAAACCGAGGACCGACUUUUCGCAUUCCGGCCAGUGGGACGUGGAGACGCAGAACCAGGAGGGCAAAAAGAGUAAACACAUCUUUGACGCCGUGAUGGUCUGCAUCGGACACCACUGCCACCCCCACCUGCCUCUCCACGACUUUCCAGGCCUCGACACAUUCCAGGGAAAGUACUUCCACAGUCGCGAAUACAAGACACCCGAGGAAUGGCGGAACAAGAAGGUGGUGGUGGUCGGCAUCGGGAACUCGGGAGGCGACAUAGCUGUGGAGCUCAGCAGGGUCACCAAGCAGCUUUACCUGAGCACCCGAAGGGGCGCUUGGGUACUGAACAGAGUCGGAAAAAACGGCUUCCCCCGGGAUUUGGCGAUCAAUAGGGUGAUGUUGGCGCUCUGGAAACUGCUUCCCUUUAGCGUGGUCUGCGGCGUGGGAGAGAGACAACUCAACCAGCGGUUUGAACACGGCCUGUACAGUCUGAAGCCCAAGCACAGGUUGAUGAGCCAGCAUCCCACCGUGAGCGACGAGCUUCCCAACCGCAUCCUGUCGGGAACGGUGCAGGUCAAGCCCAACAUCUGCCGAUUUGACGGCUCCAGCGUGGAGUUUGACGACGGCAGCGUGGUGGAGGACGUGGACUUGGUGGUUUUUGCCACAGGCUACAGGUUUUCCUUCCCAUUUCUUGCUCCGGAUGUGAUCUCCGUUUCGGACAACAAGACGUCUUUGUUCAAAUACAUGUUCCCCCCAGAGCUGGAACGCCACACCCUGGCCGUCAUUGGGCUGGUGCAGCCUCUGGGGGCCAUUAUGCCCAUUUCUGAGAUGCAGGCCCGAUGGGCCACCAGGGUCUUCAAAGGAUGCGUCAAGCUUCCUCCAGUGGCUGACAUGUUGGAUAACAUCAAGUGUAAGCAGGAGACCAUGACCGACAGGUACGUGUUAAGUCAGAGACACACCAUUCAAGUGGAUUACGCAAACUACAUGGACGAGAUAGCGGCGUUGGUGGGCGUGCGCCCCAACAUCCUCCGACUGUUGCUAACCGACCCCAGGCUUGGCCUGGACCUGCUCUUCGGCCCCGUCAACCCGUACCAGUACCGCCUGCGGGGGCCUGGCAAAUGGGCCGGAGCCCGUCAGGCCGUACUAACCAUGUGGGACCGGGUGGCCCAGCCCAUGAAGACCCGACCGUGCGACCGGGCCAGACCCAAACGCUCUUUGAAGUGGCCGCUCGUGGUGUCGGCCGCCGUGGGCGUGGCCGCGUAUGUGAACAGGAGCAACCUGGCCGCUUUACUGGAACACCCCGUUGGGCUUUUGGACCGGGUCAAGGUGCACCUGCCAGUACUGAGAUACUGAAAUGAAUAUGAGUGCUGACACACAUUUAAGUCAUAUUUAAAGGAGCUAAUGCCUGAAAAGUUGAUCAUGUUUCAAGAAACCAGUUUGUUGUUGUAAAUUCAUAUUCACUGUGUUCUUUAUUUGGGUCCGCAUGUGUUGAUGUUAUGAAACAUUUUUUUUUUUUCAAUACAUUACACCAUGUGAAGGGACCAACUUUUUCAGCGAGAUGAAAAAGUACAAAAAAAACUCAUGCAGAAUCAUUCUUUCUUUCUUCAAAAAUGCAUGACGGUCCGACAAAAAUGAAUACAUUUUAGUCGAUCUAUGAAAAGCAACAUGAAUUGCAGAUAAUACUGAUUGUGCCUACUACAAUAAUAAAACCAUUGCAAC
Molecule: messenger RNA, 3555 nt
Organism: Phycodurus eques (leafy seadragon)
Lineage: Eukaryota; Metazoa; Chordata; Actinopteri; Syngnathiformes; Syngnathidae
Product: flavin-containing monooxygenase 5-like
Exons: 10
Coding region: 1516-3189 (557 amino acids)
Molecular function (GO): flavin adenine dinucleotide binding; NADP binding; N,N-dimethylaniline monooxygenase activity
Source: RefSeq, a predicted model, not a curated record